Messenger RNA from Drosophila serrata, 1607 nucleotides. RefSeq lists its product as uncharacterized. The record is from RefSeq and is a predicted model, not a curated record. Lineage: Eukaryota; Metazoa; Arthropoda; Insecta; Diptera; Drosophilidae.
AGCGGAAAGACUGAGAUAAUCUCCGCGGAGCGAGAAUCAAGUGUCACUUUUUCCUCAGUCUGGCACUGACGUUGGACCAAAAUAAAGACAAUCAGACGGCCUCUGGCAGCCAGCAGAACAACCCAAUCCGAAGACGACUGUUGCUUACCCAGUUAUGAGGAUGUCUGGGACAUCCACCUCCGAACGCUCCAACUCCGAAGACAGUCCAUCGAAUCCCUGCCUGACGGAGGUGCUCAGAACCUGUGCCAAUAUUCAGUCGCUGGAGAGCCUCAACUACGAGUAUAACGACGUCUACCUGACCGGACCCAGUGAGGGCAAGAUGAUCUCACCAAAUCCUUACUCCUUCAGCGGGAACAUCUCCACCAGCAGCUGCCCCAGUGAAGAUGUAUCCUUCACGGAGAGCAUACUCGAGGACAACGGGCGUAUAUCGCUGGCGUAUGAGAACCUAAAGACCAUUCCAAGGCGAUUGGCCGACAAGUUUGCGGCACAGACCAAGUUCCUCGAUCUGAGUCACAACGAUUUCCGAAAUCUCAAAUUUCUCUCAUUUUUUGAGGACCUGGACACCCUCAUCCUGGACCGCAACGUGAAUCUAGACAUCAAUACAUUCCCAUACUUGCCGAGUCUGAGGAUCUUGUGGAUCAACAACUGCGAUAUAGCCAACAUUACUGACUGGAUACACCGCAUCGAGCGGCAGUGUCCUUCGCUGGAGCAGCUCUCUUGCAUGGGCAAUCCUGGUAUCCGCACUGUCUUCGGUAGUCAGGGUCCUCGGGACUACACCCUGCAGGUCCUGCCACAUCUAAAAUACCUCGACGGACUGCCGGUUUGCCUGAACAGCGGGAGUGGAGGGCACACGGCGCUCUCCUCAUCGCAGGGACACGGUCAGGAUUCCACCAGCAACUCAGAGAAGCCACAUACUGCACCCGCUCUCACCUUCAAGGACUUCUUUCGUGUGAAGCAUUCAAGGAAAUCGCACAGCGGACGGACCUACGCCAACGGCUCCUCCACAAACUGAAGUCCACUGGCGAUGGCUGGGUGAGAGGGGUAUUCAGUAGAUUGCAUUCAGUCCCAUUGUUGGACUAUUUUUAGCCGUCCGCUGGACUAUCAGCGCUGCCCUCGGAUGCCCUGCAGUCGUCGAUUGCACCUACAGUACGAUGCAUGGAAAUAUAUACACAUACAUGCCAUGAACCGAGUGCACGUAUAUAAAUAUGCAGAUGUAUGACGAUGUUGGACAUGCACGAGCCUAGUGAGAAUUAAUCUAGUGCAUUGAAGCAAUUUUUACAAUAAAGCGAGUCAAUGGACUCAUGAGAUGAUCAACAGUGGGUAUAGUAUAAUGGCACCUAUCUUCUGAGUAAAUAUUGUGCUCGUUUUAACAGCAUUGUGAAUGCCGUUCAAUGUCCGAUUAAUGUUGCAUCAAUUCGUGUGCCUGAUUAAGUGUGCUCUUGUUUUCGAAAUGGAGGUCACCCAAAAAGAUAUAAAAUAAAGUUAGCAGUAAAUUAAGAAAGCAAACGUUGGGUUUUCAUUGCAUCUCAAGGGGUGUGAAAGGAAGGCCAGCUAUCUCUGAUAAUUAAUUUCUCUAAAUUUAUUACAGAACUAUUUUUGCAUACCCG